UCUUUCUGCCGCGACCUAUGACACCGGAAGAUAAAGUUUCCUCUUCCGGAAAUUGCAGCCGUGCAGGAGUUAACAUACAUAUCUAUGGGAAUGGCACAAACUGCAAGCUGAAGACACUACGUUUGCUUGUCGCUCUCCGUGGUUUAACUGUCACAGAGAAGAGCCAAGAGGACAUACGCCUAUUUCACCCAGAAAAGUUUCUCCUGCUUGCAAGGCACUGGACACGCAACCGUUGAGCAUUUGCCACACAAGCUACCAAGCUGGUGUGUGUAUUUCUGCUCGCUCGGGUGAUUAGUUAAGGCGAUGGAUCAGAACAACAGCAUACCAGCCUUUCAGGGGCUGGCCUCCCCUCAGGGUGCCAUGACACCAGGAAUGCCAAUCUUCAGUCCCAUGAUGCCAUAUGGUUCAGGCCUGACACCUCAACCUGUUCAGAACACAAACAGUUUGUCUAUACUGGAGGAACAGCAGCGACAGCAACAACAGGCGCAACAAGCACAGCAGGCAAAUGCAGGCCUUCCAGGAACGUCGGGGCAGACUCCUCAACUCUUCCAUUCCCAGGCAGUCACAGGUUCAACUACCACAGCACUGCCAGGGAACACCCCACUCUACAACACCCCACUGACCCCCAUGACCCCCAUCACACCAGCCACGCCAGCCUCUGAGAGCUCCGGAAUAGUUCCACAGCUACAAAAUAUCGUGUCAACUGUAAAUCUAGGCUGUAAACUGGAUUUGAAGACCAUUGCAUUGCGAGCCAGGAAUGCAGAAUACAACCCAAAGCGUUUUGCUGCAGUUAUCAUGAGAAUACGAGAACCCCGCACCACAGCUCUUAUUUUUAGCUCUGGGAAGAUGGUCUGCACAGGAGCAAAGAGUGAGGAGCAGUCACGGUUAGCGGCCAGGAAAUAUGCUCGUGUGGUGCAAAAGCUCGGUUUUCCUGCCAAGUUUUUGGACUUCAAGAUACAGAAUAUGGUGGGCAGUUGUGACGUGAAGUUCCCCAUUCGUCUGGAAGGCUUAGUACUCACGCAUCAACAGUUCAGCAGCUAUGAACCUGAGCUGUUUCCAGGGUUGAUUUAUAGAAUGAUCAAACCGAGAAUUGUCUUGCUCAUCUUUGUUUCUGGAAAGGUCGUAUUAACAGGUGCAAAGGUGAGAGAGGAAAUCAACGAAGCAUUUGGGAACAUCUACCCCAUCCUAAAAGGUUUCCGUAAGACGACGUAGAACCUCAAGCGCCUUCUUCCUCAACUAUUCUUCUGACCUGGCCCUCUACCAGUUAACUGCAGUUAGUACGGUUGGGCAAGAUUGUGACUUUUAUUAUUUAUUUUAUUUUUUUAUAAUUCUAUUUCCAAAUAUGUUCCUGUGAUAAUUUCCAAAUAACUGUUUUUAUUAUAGAUGUCCCCACUUAUAUCCACCAGUUUUAAAGAUUUUUCCAAACCCUUGUACAUAAGUCUGAAAGAAAAUGUAAUUUUUAUUUUGUCUUCAAGCAGUUUUAAAUAGUUUUAUACAUUGCUUUUUGUAAUAAGGUAAAAAGUAAAGUAAUUUCUUUGCCUCCUUUUUAUGCUUAUGUUUCAGGUUAUGAUGUAUAGUUUGGAUAAGUCCUAUAAAAUUGUUCAUUAUGUAUCAAUAGUUAUUUAACCACAACCACCACAAGUUACAAUUUAAAUGGUUGAACUGUUGUUUUUUUUUUAUUUUUAUUUUUUUUAAUUAAUUAAUUCUUAUGAUUGAUCAUCUGGUGGUUAAGGUGAUGUACAGAGACCUUUUCAGGUAGCCUGUUCCUGUAUUGUCUAAAAUCACCUAUUUCUUUCUUGGUCUAUUUUAAGACUGAUUGGUAGGCAGCCUCUCAAACACUCGUACAGUAUAUUAUACCGUGAAUAGUGUGCCUACACUUCAUGUGAGCACCCUCUCUCAAAAUGUUAGCAGUUAAUGGUGUCAAUUUGCUCUUAACAUGUUUCGAAAAUGUUAAUGCUUCAUUUUAAAUAAAAACUGUACUAUUGAAAUUUGUAAAUUACAAUAAAUCUGUACAUACUGA
Messenger RNA from Phyllopteryx taeniolatus (common seadragon), 2020 nucleotides. RefSeq names its product TATA box binding protein (gene tbp). Gene Ontology annotation, molecular function: DNA binding; RNA polymerase II general transcription initiation factor activity. Gene Ontology annotation, biological process: DNA-templated transcription initiation. Lineage: Eukaryota; Metazoa; Chordata; Actinopteri; Syngnathiformes; Syngnathidae. The record is from RefSeq and is a predicted model, not a curated record. Bases 304 to 1212 code for a protein of 302 amino acids. The transcript has 9 exons.